UCGGCUGAGACCGUCGUCGUCGUCGUCGUGCCCAUCGCGAGUCCAUCGCGAGUCCAACACAAAGUCGACGACAAGGGAACGAAGCAGAAACAGCCCCACUCCAUACGUCUCUGCUGUCUCACCGCCCAACCAGCUCGAGCCAACAGAGCACAAAGCACGAGGAAACGUUUACAUCCCCUGACCCUAACCCUAACCCUGACCUUGACCCUAACCCUGACCGGACUGGACCCAUGUAUGCAAGCGCAGAGGAUUUCCAGGAAGUGCUCGGCCAAGAGUCCUACGUCGACAUGGAUCGGCUGAAAGACCUCGCCGUGCACGGUAUUCCGGACGAGGUGCGCGCGGACGUGUGGCGGUACUUGCUGCGCGUCGCACAGCCAGACAAGUCGCAGGAAGUGACCUCCACACUGGCUCGCUCACAAGAGUACAGCGAGCAGCGGCGGCGCGACCAGCUGGACCUCAGUGCCAGCGACGCCAUCCCCGUGAAGCGCGUCCGCGGCGAAAUCAAGCGCUUCCAGGACGGCGUCGAGUUUUUCCAGCAGCAGUCCACCCAACGGCUGUUUGAGAACGUCGUGUCCGUGUUUCUGAGUCGCAACUCGGACUUGGCCGACUUUACUGGCAGCGUCGUGCCUCUGUGCGGGCCCGUGAUUUUCGCCUUUGAGGACAACGAGGCUGAGGCCUUCCACGCCUUCUCGCAGUUGAUGCGGCAAGUCCAGCCGCGGCUCCCUCCUCCCGCCACCAACAAGCUGGUGGCCGACCUGAUGGCCGUGUUUCGGGCGACGCAGUCUGAGCUGUACUCGCACUUUGAGCAGGAAGAGCUCGAGCCAAACGAAUGGGCCGUGCCCUGGUUGCAGUCGCUGCUCGCCAAGGAGCUGCCAUUAUCGUGCGUUGUGCGGCUAUGGGAUACGUAUCUUGCGCAGGACGACGGCUUUGCACUGCACCCGUACGUCUGCCUAGCCAUUCUUGCGUACUGCAAGGAGACCAUCGAGGAGCUCGAGUAUGCCGACCUGCUUGCCUAUCUGCAGCAUCUGCCCGAGAUGGACAUGGACCGAAUAAUUGCUCAUGCGCACAACAUUUGGCAUGAAGUUAUUUCUCAAAAUUUGAUGUAGUUUGAGGGGUGGUUGUUUUUGGUUGAUGUGAUUGGGCUUUGUGUGAUUGUUGAUCUGUUCGUAUGCGUGUGCACUGCUCGGUCGAUGUCAUCAUGUAACACUGUUACUGUUCUCAAUCUCAGUCGAGCUGAG
Capsaspora owczarzaki ATCC 30864 is the source of this 1238-nucleotide messenger RNA. RefSeq lists its product as hypothetical. The coding region runs from base 231 to 1106 and encodes 291 amino acids. Lineage: Eukaryota; Filasterea; Ministeriida; Capsasporidae. The transcript has a single exon. Gene Ontology annotation, biological process: activation of GTPase activity. The record is from RefSeq and is a predicted model, not a curated record. Gene Ontology annotation, molecular function: GTPase activator activity.